AUGGAUCGUGUUGCUAAAAUGCAAAACGAUACUGCAAGUAUGGCCCACGCAGUUAUAGAUGUUGGGGGCAUGACAUGUAUGUCAUGUGUGCGGAACAUUCAGGGGAGAAUCGGCGAUAUUCCUGGUGUGGAACACAUCGAAGUUAGCUUAGAAGGCAAGAAAGCGGAUGUUGUUUUCGACCCGAUUGCGAUUUCUGCUGAAAAGAUCGCCGAAAUUAUCGACGAUAUGGGUUUCAUCGCAUCGGUAUCGAAGUCCGAUUCUUUGGUCUCCGAAUGGAAAGAAUUUUCAUUUCUCGUGGAUAAGACAAUCCCUAGGUGGGAGGAGAAAGUGAAGUACCUCAUCACGGACAAUCCUCACGUCGAAGAUGUUCUCAUCGAUUUCGACGCCGGCAGCAUUGUUGCGAAAUUGGACGUUUCUAAGAUUUCCGAAAACAAACUCGAACGCGAAUUCGAAGAGGCUGGCGUUAAGAUCACUGCAGCAUCAAUUUGCACUCUAAAUAUCAGAGGCAUGACAUGUAUGUCGUGCGUGAAUAAAAUUAAAUCGUAUAUCGAGCGAAAGUCCGGUGUGCUUUACAUCGAGAUAAAUCUGCCAAAGGGAGAGGGGACUGCUUGGUUUUUGCCAGAUGAGAUAAAUGCGGAAGAAAUCCGGGAAGCUAUUGAUGACAUGGGAUUCCCGUGUAACUUCAAAGGGAGUGAAAUCGGCAAGGGUGAUUCUAUCAACGGGCAAGUGGAAGAGUUCUCGCAAGGAUAUCGGUUUUCUAGUGGGACUGCGUCUGAAUCAGUUUCAGUCACGAUGACGAAACAAACGAGUCUGAAACGAGCAACCAUCCGCAUCAGUGGAAUGACUUGCGCUUCAUGCGUUGCUGCCAUUGAAAGACGCGUUGAGAAAAUUCAGGGCAAGUUUUUGCGAGUUUGCAAACAUUUGGUAGAGCUCAACGAAAUGUGCGUCCAUAGCAUUUCAGUCGCACUAAUGGCGGGAAAGGCUGAUGUGAAGUAUGAUUCUGAAGAAAUAUCGCCUGAGUCAAUUGCUGAAGCCAUAUCGGAUGCUGGCUUCCCGGCUUCUGUCAUCGAAUCUGCUAAAACAGAAAAUGGAUCAGUUGUCCUCAGAAUCGGAGGAAUGACUUGUUCCAGCUGCGUGUCCAAGAUUGAAAGUUACUUGAAGAAACAGAGGGGCAUUAUUGAUGUGUCGGUAGCUCUAACCACUCAAAAAGGCAAAGUUUCGUUCGACCCUGAUGUCAUCGGUGCACGAGAUAUAAUAGAGAUUAUCAAUGUGAGUGGCUCAUCAUUUUCCCCGUGUUCUGAAGUUGAGCGGUUAAGUGCUUAUUUUCAGGGCAUGGGAUUCGAAGCAUCUUUAGCGUCCGACGGGGCAGAUCCGUAUGGUAUUGCUGGUCUGAGACACGUAUCAGAAAUAAAUCAGUGGAGAAAUACGUUUCUUCUUGCGCUGACCUUUGCGGUGCCUGCGAUGUCUGUCAUGAUGUACUUCAUGUUUCUUCACAAAAUGUACCCGAAUCGUCAUUUCUGCUGCGUGAUUCCUGGACUUUCUCUGCACAACUUGAUUCUUUUCUGCCUCGCCACUCCGGUUCAAUUUAUCGUUGGCUAUCCAUUUUACGUCGCAGCGAUGGCAGCGCUAAAGCAUCGAUCCACGAACAUGGACGUAUUGAUCAUGUUGGCCACGACAAUCUCUUACGUUUACUCCGUGGGAGUUCUCAUUGCCGCCAUUGCCCUAAGGGAGCAUGACAGUCCGCGAACUUUUCUGGAAAUUCCCCCAAUGUUGCUGGUUUUCAUAUCGUUGGGUCGAUGGCUCGAGCACAUCGCUAAAGGUAAAACCUCGGAAGCGCUGGCGAAGCUCAUGUCUUUGCAAGCGACAGAAGCGACUUUGGUGCAGCUCGGACCUGGCGGAGACGUACUUACGGAAAAAGUCAUUCCUGUGGAGCUUGUACAGAAAAGUGACAUCUUAAAGGUCGUGCCUGGUUCGAAGCUUCCUGUGGAUGGAAAGGUUGUGCGAGGAAUUUCCUCAACCGAUGAGUCAUUGAUAACCGGAGAAUCUAUGCCUGUUGCGAAGCGGCCAGGUUGUACCGUGAUCGGUGGAUCGAUCAAUCAAAACGGCUUGUUGUUCAUCAGAGCAACUCAUGUCGGUUCGGAAUCUGCUCUUGCCCAAAUCGUGAAACUAGUCGAAGAAGCGCAAACGUCGAAAGCGCCCAUUCAGCAGCUAGCGGAUAAAAUCGCGGGAAUAUUCGUUCCCAUCGUUUGCGGGGUUUCAUUGUUGACCUGCAUCAUUUGGUUAACAAUCGGCUACGUGGACGUUACCAUCAUUGAACCGACGUUUUACACUAAUCCUGCGGGGUACAGCAAGCAUGAAGUCAUUUUCCAGUUCGCGUUUUUGUGUGCGUUGAGCGUCUUGAGUAUUGCUUGUCCGUGUUCCUUGGGACUUGCGACCCCAACCGCGGUGAUGGUCGGGACUGGUGUUGGUGCUACGAAUGGAAUCCUUAUCAAAGGGGCAGAAGCUCUGGAAAACGCGCAUAAGGUGAAAUGUCUCGUUUUCGAUAAAACGGGAACCAUUACCAAAGGAAAACCUGCUUUGAGCAAGCUCUGCGUCUUUGUCCCGGAGUCCGUUAUGUCAAUAGCUGGAAUCAUCGCGGUUACAUCGACGGCCGAGAGCAAUUCGGAGCAUCCGAUCGCCACUGCAGUAGCAAAGUUUGGUGCCGAUGUAUUGAAAACUAUCCGUGGAGAGAAUUCUGGUCGUUCGCCAAUCGAAGAAGAAUCGGAAGGAAAGCCCGAAUUUUCUGGUCUGGGCAAAAGUGACAAGUUCAUGGCUGCUCCAGGCUACGGUCUCAAAGUGGUUGUUUCUCAGAUUGAAGGAGUUGUUCGGGAAAUCAGUUCCCACAGUUUGAUCAAGAAUCUCUUGAAUCAAGGAAGAGAAGACUGCGGGCCACGAAUAUUUCGUCAGUACUCUUCGCUGAUUUUAGAAAGAGUUAAUUCUCACUCCGAAGAUGUAAUUCUACAGGUGGUCAUUGGGAAUCGAGAAUGGAUGAAAAAGAACGGUGUCGACGUUUUGCCUCAGGUUGAUUCCCUGAUGACCGAAUAUGAGCAUCAGGGUCAAACCGCAGUCUUGUGUGCCGUCAACGGGACAAUGGUUGCCCUUCUUGUUGUUUGCGAUCCUGUAAAACCAGAAGCCCAUUUAGCCAUAUAUCAAUUGAAGAAGCGCAAUCUUGAGAUCAUUCUCCUGACCGGUGACAAUAUUCGUACCGCGAGAGCCAUUGCCAGUCAAGUUGGAAUUCCGCGCGUUUUCGCCGAGGUGCUUCCAGCGCACAAAGUGAGCAAGAUAAAAAGCUUGCAGAGCGAAGGCAAACGAGUUGCCAUGAUUGGAGACGGUGUUAAUGAUUCGCCGGCUUUGGCGCAAGCUGACGUGGGAAUUGCGAUCGGGUCAGGGACAGAUGUUGCUCUGGAAGCCGCCGACAUCGUGCUGAUUCAGAAUAAUCUACUUGAUGUUCUGGCUUGCCUGGAUUUGUCACGAAAAACAGUUCGCCGCAUUCGCAUGAACUUUAUUUUUGCGUCCGUGUACAACCUUGUGGGGAUCCCGAUUGCCGCAGGCGCAUUCCAUCCGUUCAACUUCGUUCUCAUGCCGUGGAUGGGAUCAGCCGCAAUGGCUGCGAGUUCUGUGUCCGUGGUUUGCUCGUCGCUCUUGUUGCGUAGAUUUCGUAAACCUAAGCAAGAAGACCUUAUGACUGUCGAAUACGUACAAGCAAUGCGAGCGAGAGCAAUGGCGUUGGAUGAGGACGAGAUUUCUCUUCAUCAUGGUCUCGAGCUUGACUUACCCCGCAAGAACACUUCUUCUACUUGGAGCAGCCGGCCGACUGCCGCUCGAAUGGUUUGACACCACCGCUUGUCUAUGAAUUUUUCGUGUAACGUGAACACUGUCUCACAGCUUUAAAAUCUUGAGAAUUCCGCGGAUUUGUGCGAAAUAACAUGAAAUGGGGGCUGACUGGAUGGUGGGCGGUUCAAUCAGAAAGAGGUUUUGGAGUCGUUGCGGAUGAGCUCUGGCACGUAAUUAUAUCUCUCUGGUUUUUUUUCCUUGCUGCUCGUUGCUAACUCACUGGUCCCGUAAAUCUUCUGGAAUGUUUCCCUGAAAUGUUCGCUAACACUCAAAUUUCGUUUCUCCGAAUGAAUGUAAAUACUGUUCCGUGGUGAUUAUUUCCUCAUUCGCAGGAGCCAGUUUUGUCCCUUAGAAAUCCCUGUCGACUGAAGCUUUCUCGGGAUCCGCAACUAACGAAUUUAUAUGCAUCGCUCUACUCAAAACCCUUCUUCCAAUAUACCAUUUAGUCAAUAUUAGCUCUAGAAAAAUUAACAGUUUUGAGUGACUCGGACGAAGUUGAGGAGUUCAUUGUUGUUAACUUCAUUGUUUGUUCAUCGUGCCUGAAUCGGGUGAUAUUCGAAGGAAGUGCUCGAACGGAUUUUGCUGCUUGAACGCGGUGAUCGUUGAGAAUACUUCAUCCGCUAGAUGGUUCCGUGGAAAUUUCCGUGAUCGAGUAAUCGAUAAAAUCACGUGAAUUAUCUUGAUUUCGGAAGUUGAGUCUCAAUGCAAGUAACGAAUUUAUUUUUUUUUAUUGGAGGAUAUUCACUUCAGAAAGCCGCAAAUAUGGUAUCUUGCUUCGCGGUUUAGUAGAGAUAUUCUUGGGUUUUGGAUUUUUUUAGUGAUUUUCGAGGCAAUUCUGAAUUUUUAGAUGCAUUUAGUCCUGUUGCUAUAUCGGCAAGAACUUCGAGCGCACAGUUUUGGUGUGUCGCCUGCUUUCCGCCGAAAUUCGCGUUUUUGCUUGCUGCAUCUGGUGAAUUCUCGAAAUGACUUCGUGUUGAAUCUUUUGAACAAAUUUUCUUUUACCGUUUCCUUUCAUGGGGAUUUCAGAAUCUUAAACAAGUUGGACACCGGUCGAGGAAAAUGGGAUCAUCAUUUGAUUCCUACCGAAGAUCCUGACAAGGCAGGUGUGCUCGUGGACUCAGACGAGGAAGAUUUGGAUGAAUCCGCCCAGAAGCACCGAUCAGUGAUGAUAAUUUAAGUCAAAUGUGUCUGAAUUUCGAAAACAGAAAAAAACUAGCUUCUUACGUUUUUCUUCUGUUUUUUUCGGGGUUUGUGAUUGUAUCCGAUUUUCGUCAUGGUUGUCACUGUCGCUCUGCUUGCCGGUAUCAAGGUGCUGUUUCGAUUAGGUCUCUAGUUUUCACUUUUUUUUCGGAAAACGUUGGUCAGUUUUGAGGCUUUUGAAAGUUGAGGAAAUAUUUUAAUUUAUUGGAAUGUUGUGUGUGACUCGCCUUGCCAACCGUGCUCUGGCCGGAGCGUUUCUUUGUGUGACAUUUCGUCAUUCCUGUGCAGUAUUUUUUCAGCGGCUGAUCGAUGUGAUUUGAGGUUGACCGUGUGCUGGGAGUUUUCGUUUGAUGAAGAGUGAGUGAAAACCGGCUGUGCGGAUAAGAAAUAUCUGUUGCAAAUUCGUUUCCAUUGCCGCUUGCCCUCCUGAAACGCGUGUUCGCUUGUGCACAAAACGUACUUAAUUGGCUAAUGCUAGUUUCCUUUUCUUUUCGUGAGAGGGGCGAAUUCUGUGGGCAUGUCAUUCACUGGUUCAAGAAAGAGACUGUGCUAUUCAAUAACGAGGGAUUUUUUUUGGUAUUCGAGCUCUGUGCCAUGAUCGGUUAAUCUUUACUCAAAGGGGGAUAAUCUGCCAUUAUUAUUUGAAUUACGCGCAUGGGUUGGUUCAAAAGUUCCGCCAGUUCCUAGGCUUCAUUUUUUUCUGACAUAAUGAUGGAAAAGAUGGAUUUAAUUUAUUGAGUUUACAAAUAUUUUUGUUUAAUUGUUAACUGCUAUUUCAAUUUUUCCUCAUCCAGAUAGAUAUUAUAGAAAUGAUGAAGAAUCACAAAUUACGCCGCGCUAAUGUGAUUGAAUACGAUUUUAACCUGACACUCUUGCAUGUCUAAUAAAUUUGCAAGCAGUCGUCGGUUUAUAGAAAUAAAAAUUAUUCUCGUUUAUGACCAUUUCCCAGGACAGAAAAACAUGUUCCGCGUAAAAUUUAUUAUGGUAUCCACGAUUUAAGUGAUGAUGUUGAAUGCCGAAAUCGCUCUUAAAGCUUGAUUGUUGUUCAAAAACAUUGCUAUGAUCGCUAUGAAAAAAAAGUUGCGAAUUGGCAGAGGCCUUCUCAAGGUCCUGUUUUUGAUUCCAUAGUGGUUCGGAUGAUUUUUGUGUCAAGAAGGGUAGAAUAACUUCGAUGGGAGCUGAAACUUUUGAUCCGUCCCUCGUCAUGUAUAUCUUUCAUUUUUCAUCUUCCGUGUGCGUGAUUUUACAAGUUUGUUUUGCCUCCUGUAGGCGUUGGAAGCGAUUUUUGUGCUUACCUGCAAUGCGAUUUCAAAGGAAUACUUGCUUGACGCUGAAAUUUUCGUGCUGAGACGGCUGAUGCUCCGAAGGAAAACUGUCCUAUGUUUCUUAGGGAGAGACUUGAGAAUUCUCUCGGGGUGCUAGAAUUUUCAAGGAAAGGAACAUUGCAAUAAUGACGUUCCUGGCGUAUGUUUAUUUUCUUCUGGGCUCCGCGUUCGAUUUUCUUUGGUUUGAUUUACCUGGGUUUGGUGGAACGACUGUUCCGCGGAAUUAUUUUGGGUUCUGAGUGACGUUCAGAGUUUGCAGGGUUUCCGCGUAAUUCUUGUCGGAAUUAUUCAACUACCGUAUGUGAUGGGGAGAAACUCAAGGGGAGCUUACCGUUCUAUUUAUGUAGCGGAAAAUAUAAAAAUUUGAAAAUGCAUCCUUUUUUCUGACAGA
Notodromas monacha is the source of this 6789-nucleotide messenger RNA. NCBI's taxonomy places the organism in Eukaryota, Metazoa, Arthropoda, Ostracoda, Podocopida, Cyprididae. The record is from the annotation of a GenBank genome assembly.